CUCACAGUCAGCCAGAGACGACAACAAGACAUAUCACAAUGUCCGACUCGCAAAGCAGCGUGGCAGGUCCAUCUCGCAACGAGACGUCACUCGAAGCGCGCCAGCAGGUCACUCCUCGACAGCGGGAAAAAGCACCUCAGCUAGAUGAUGUACUGCUCGACGAGACUGCUCUAGAACAAGAAAUCGAUCUUCUCAUCGGCCAAUAUCUUGAAUCACGCGGAGCUCCUUCAGCAGCCAGAAUUUGGGAUGAACAGAUCCUGGGCAAGGGUGCAGAUGGUAGCACCAGGAAGGACCAUGUAGAGGAUGUGGAAAGGGCUAUUCAAGACGGAGAUUGGGGAGCUAUCGAAGGUCUCAUUGCGAGGCCUGGUUUAUUGAGACCUCAAACCCAAAAGGCUUUCCUGUAUCUAGUGUACAGGCAACAAUUCUUGGAACAUGUUGAGAACCGUGAAUCGCAGAAAGCAUUCAACUUACUGCAGAAGCGUCUGAAAGCUCUGGAACACUAUCAACCUGUACCAUACGAUUUCUAUUCGCUUUCAUAUCUCACGUCUGCCUCUACCGUUCAUGACGCACCAACAUUUCGGGACUGGGCUGGAGUCGGUCCGGAGAGAGAUCGACUGACGGGGGUUUGGAGAGAGAUCAUCGAUUCUGAACGAGGCGGGGAAGUGGGAGAACGGAGAUACGUGCCUCCUAACCGACUAAAGACCCUUUUGAAGCAGGCAGCAGCUUGGCAAGUUGGUCAAAUAGAGAGGAAACGCGACAGUCCCGUGAAGAUCCCUUCGAUGCUUCAGGACUACAGACCUGUCGAGCUACCGAAUACCCUCCAGCGGUCAAUUCAUGGACACCUCGCCAACAUCAAAGCGGUUGACCUGAUAGGUUCCACGGGUCACUACGGCGUCAGCGGGUCAAGCGACUGCACCCUCCGCAUAUUCUCCACAGAAGACAGCACGACAGAACACAUACUGUCAGGGCAUACAUCCAGAGUCUGGAGUUGCGCAUCGUCGCCUUCUGGGUCCACUAUAGCGAGUGGGUCUGGAGAUGGCUCGAUUCGGCUCUGGUCUGUCGCCAACGGGGAUUGCCGAGGGGCGCUGGCAGGUGAUGGAGGAGACGUUUACAGCGUCAAAUGGCGGCCUAAUCGAGAUGAUCAAUUGGCCACGGCGUCUUAUGAUCGUAUUCUUCGUUCUUGGGAUGUGGAGACUGGCAAGCAACUGCGGACAUUCUCAGGCCACAGUCAGAGUACGCUCGCUGUCGCUUACGACUCUACGGGAAAUAUGAUGGCUUCCGGUUCCAAGGACAAGCAUGUGAGAUUGUGGGAUGCCGUGGGCGGUGUUUGCAUCAACACCAUGACCGAAUGUCUGGGAGAGAUUACCUCGGUAGAGUUUGAAGACGAGGGAAAGUACCUGUUGGCCGGGUGCAAGGACAACUCGAACCGUCUAUGGGAUCUCCGGAUGGUAGGCCCUUCUCGAGGCCGAAGAGUGCAAGCACUGACAAUGCCCUAGCAAAGGAGUAUCUACCGAUACACUGGUCAUCAAAACACAUCAAAGAACCUGAUCCGGUGCACCUUUGCCUACUCUGCAUCCCUCGUUAUCGGCGGAUCAGAGGACGGAUCGGUGUACAUCUGGGACCGCGAAGGCAGCACUCCAGCCAAUACUUUGAACGAAGCCAAUCGCCCACCUGCCCUCCUUGCUCCUACCGCAUAUGGCCCCAGCGGCGAACCCAUCGCCCCUACACUGUCCAACGCCGAUAUACCUCUUCGCCCCCCUGCUUCGCCGGCGUAUUACCCCCCAAGGGACGCGCGCACGACGGGCUCCAGUUUCAGCAGCAGUAUCGCCCGUAGCGGGGGCAUCACCGUGCGGCCUUCCAAGGUCUUACUGGGACAUGGCGACGGAGCGGUGUUUGAUGUCAAGUGGAAAGACGGGAGGAUGAUUAGUGCUGGCGAAGAUGGAGCUGUUGGUGUCUGGGGCGUCGAGCGUUGAAGAGAGCCUUCAUGCUCGGCUUAAAUAGAUCGGGGAUUUUGAAAGCUGAUAAGCUACAGUAUGUAUGCGCUCUGGUUAUCGACCACGAUCAUGCCGGCAGUUCAUGAAGACUGCCGUUGAGUAAGCACCAAACAAGCAUGUAAACAAUUGAGUACGAGGAGCCGAAUGUCAGUAAUAAGCAAUUGCACUCAAUCGCAAUCAAGCUUCAAGGGAGGGGCGGCGGCCGGCGAAUUUUCCCUGGUGCAAGGCGUUGCCAGGGCACAGUUAUACAUAUUUCUCAAUGGCCACUGGUUGCCACACGUACACUUAUGC
Molecule: messenger RNA, 2285 nt
Organism: Cryptococcus amylolentus CBS 6039
Lineage: Eukaryota; Fungi; Basidiomycota; Tremellomycetes; Tremellales; Cryptococcaceae
Exons: 8
Coding region: 39-1496 (485 amino acids)
Biological process (GO): mRNA splicing, via spliceosome
Molecular function (GO): protein binding
Source: RefSeq, a predicted model, not a curated record